UAAAUUCUGGGAAACAAUCUUGACAAUUGGGGAACGGGUGGAAUUACUUUGUGCAUUUUUGGGGGGACAAGAGAUUUCUAGUUUCCAGCCAAAAUAUCAUAGAGCAGGUUGUAGGAUAAAUGUUUUAUGAAGAUAUACAAACAUAACACAGAAAUGAAUAGCAAAAUCCAAUUUUUGUUUUGAGAUUUUUUUUUUUCGUUAAGAAGUUGAGAGUCUUUGGGCCUUUACAGCUUAAAUAAAAUUUUGAUCACUCUCAGAAACUUAUAAAAAUGUACCGAAGAGUAAAUCACCAACGUGCAAGGUUUCUAAUAAACAACUGUUUACGGAAUAUUAAAACCGUAUGUGAAAGAUAUUUAAAGGAACUGGAUACAGAGUGAUAGAUAAGCAGGAAUGCAAGCAUUAUCUUUAGGGUUAGGAAUCUUAUAACUUUCUCUUUGCCUUCUUUUUCUCCCCCAAGUCUGAUCUUUGAUCUGAAAAAGAAGGCUGAGACCAAUAUAGAACUAAAUGAAAUUAUGGUGUGGGUGGCCUGAAACUCUAACCCUGUGGCCACAGUCCGAAACUUCAUUUACUUAGGCUUCCCUUGCCUGAGUGGUUAAAACUGCUGAUUCCUCUUCCCCUAGGCGGACUGGCUGCUUUCCCACAGGGUCCCUUGCCGCCCUAUCAGGCCACUGUCUCCGCAGAAACCGCAGAGGCUUUCGGGAGGCUAACAAGCAGUCAGCCUGGGCGCAGAGGCUGUCGGGAGGCUGGGCCGUCGGCCCUGGGGCGGGGCGGAAGUAGGUGGCCGAGGCCUAAUAAAUUGGCUGAGGCUGAAGAAGUUGUGGCUCCGUGCACAACCCAGGCAUCUGAGCUUCCAGCCUCUGGGGCUUCAGACGUUUCGGGGAGAUGAACUGGGUCGGGGGAUCCCGUACCAGGGUUCUGAUCAAGCAGGAAAGGAGAAAGCAAAAGGAAUAUUUUGAAAAGAAAAGGUUAAAAUCAAAAAUGAAAUUACUGGGGGUUUUAUCCCCUGUCAAAAAUUCCACUGUCAGUUUAGACCUCCUUAACUUGUAUAUGGUAAAUCACAUAUCUUGCCAGAAGAAAACACCUGAAACUGUGAGAAAACCAACCCAUGUGAAUAUGCAUAGAGAUAUAAAAAUGCCCUUAAGAAAGCAUGAUUUAGAACUUCCAAUGUCACCUCACUAUAUACCAUCUAAGCUCUGCAUUGAUGAUGUAGAAAACAAACUAGGCAACAAGAAAGAACUUGCCCCAGUUCAGUUGUCACAAGUAAUGGACUCAGAAAGAAUGUUUGAACCUCAGUUCAACAGAAUAGAAAAUUUCAGUUUUACUCCACCAUCCUUCGCAGCAGAGUUAUCUUCUAACAGAAAUAUUACAAAACAAAAUUUCAUUCCCAGAACAGCACCUAGUCCUCAGAAAGUUGCAUAUGAAAAAAAGCAGGAUGAGCAGCUCAUUAAAGUUAAUUAUUCUAAUAGUUUGGUUUCCAAAUUAAACGAAAAUCAAGAUGCUCUCAGUCCAUCAUAUAAAACAGCACAAUUUGGGUCAUUAUUCGAAAGGUUAAACAGUCCAAGAAAUAGGAAUUUCCUUACUGGAAGACCUGUUAGAGUUAUGGGUGAAGAUUGUGGAAGCAUGAAUGAUCAAAGACAAACAGACUUUAUUACUGAAAAACACUCAGUACAACCUAUUUGGAGAGAAAAUAGAAGAGAGGUUUCAAAUUUUCUUGAAGACAUGAACCAGCCAACAGCCAGCCUUAUAUCAGAGAAUUGUAACUCUUUUAUUAGUGAAAAUGUGAUCAAUUUAUUAAACACAGAUCAGCAGAGGAUAAAGAAAACCUUUGACAAGUGUGGUUAUGACAGUAUGGAAGAUAAUUGCGCAAACACAAGUUCUGAUAAAAAUCAUUCAGCUGGUCAAUGCAUUAGAAGUAUUUUUACAGAUCCAGAGUUGACUUUUAGUUGUUCGACUUUUAAUGAAACACAUUAUCCAGAGAGGUGUCAGCCAAACAAGAAGUAUCAGAAAGAGUACAACAAUAAUGAAAGAAAUACUUUUAAGAAGGAUUGUUGUAUAGCCAGCUCUGAAAAUAAAGGAAAAUUUGAAAGUGAUUGCCAAGAGAAGACAGCACAGAAUGAAAUCCAGAAACAUCCGGUGAAUUAUAUGGGUAAUAUCUCUUUGGAAAGAUUGCAUUCUAAUCCAUCAUGGGACUUGGGAUUUGGUGAGAUUCCGAUGGAAGAAGGAGGAACUUGUUCGUUAAAAGACAGGCAAACAUCUAAGAAAAUCUAUCUUGAUUCUUCACAGAGUAGUCAAUCUACCAGUUAUUCUCCAAGGCCAACAGAUAGUUGCUUCAGUUCUAGUUCAGAAAUGCUAUCUGAAGAAGAAGAUAAAAUAUUGCAGCACGUUGAAGAAUCAAAUAGGAGAGCCAUCAGAACCAAACAAAUAACUAGUAAUUUUUAUCCAGAAAGGAUGCCAAAACCUCCAUGUGAUGGGAUUAUUAAAAACAAUGCCAAAAUUCAUGAACAAAAUGAGAAUCUUCACCACCUUUCAAUGAAAGAUAAUACAGAUCAGUUUCCACAGUCUCAGUGUAAUUCAGCACACAAUUCGCAGAAUAUAACCAGUAAUAACCGCAUUCUACAGGUUGCAAGAUGUGAUGCGUGGGUCCAGACAGACAGUGAACCUGUAAUGGAAAAAAAAUUAGAUGCUGCCAUACAGUGUGAUAUAAUUUCAUAAUGUAAAUGUAGAAGCAAUAUGUCUUUGUAAUGUUGAAAGGUGCAGUGAAAAUAUUGAGGCAGAUACCACUGGAGGGCAGGAAAUCCUUAAGAACGACUGAUACUCUAAAAUUUCAGCCUGAGUCUUAGCAUUUUACUUAAUGUUCAGAAUUUCAUUAACGUAAUAAGGAAUGAGAAUAUGUAGCCAAGCACAAGGUAAAAGUAUUUAUGGCUUGUUUUAAAACAUUUUAAUUUUAAUGUAUACAUUAAUUUUACAUAGAUAUUUCUUUAAACACAUAUGUAGCUAAUCUUCAAGAUACACAUAUUAUAUCUUCAAGUUUUUGGAAAAAUACGUAUGUAAAUUUACUGUCUAUAAUUCUCAUGGUGAUUAUUAUGAUCUAUUUAUGGAUAAAGUAUGUUUAAUUGC
Molecule: messenger RNA, 3117 nt
Organism: Acinonyx jubatus (cheetah)
Lineage: Eukaryota; Metazoa; Chordata; Mammalia; Carnivora; Felidae
Gene: REDIC1
Product: chromosome B4 C12orf40 homolog
Exons: 13
Coding region: 883-2712 (609 amino acids)
Source: RefSeq, a predicted model, not a curated record